AUGUCCGACAAACGAAGUAGGAAAGGUCAAAAUUCUAACAAGGAAACGGAAAGCGUUGUCAACAUGUUAACCAACCCUCUAAACAACUUACAAGAUCAAAGUAACCAAGAGGCAAACGACGGAACAACAGGAGGGAGUAAAACUCAACAAGGGUCCCAAUCGGAUCAGACACAAGUCAAUGAUCCGGGGACUAAUAUCUCAAAUCCUGGUUCAACAAGCAAUGUACCCCCUGAAGUUCUCACAAAAAUUUACAAUUUCAAAUUCAUAUACUUUAUGAAAUUGAAAGUAACAGAAUUACCGAACAUUCAAUCGAUCAACAAGAAUAACGAAGAUAUUCUGAUGAAUCCUGUUUUGACUGAUAAUUCAAAAUCCGACAAUUCUCCUGAUGUUGAGAAAUCAAAAGGAUCAAAGGACAAUACUGUGAAACCAAUAGAUAAAGUUAGCAUCAAGCAGAACUAUUUGGAAAUUCUGGGUAGCAAACCAAUCGGAAAUAACCAAGUUUCUAUAACUAUAGAUGAUGAAUACGAAUUUGACGGGUCAGUUGAUCUAUCAGACAAAGAUAAGGUGUUUGAUAAAGCAAUGUCUUUAGCUGCAGCAGGAGAUGGUAUCAAAUCAACGAAAUAUUUAAAAAUUUAUAAAGAACUUAAUUCGAUGAAUGUGCAAAUGAAGAAACCAUCAAUCAUCCGUAGCAACUCAACCAUACCUGUUAAUGAAAAUGACAGAUUUUUGAAAAUAGAUAGGCCUAUAAUUAAGAGGACAUCCACAGAAAAUCCAGUAGUAAUUACGGACGAAGCUGAUGAAAACCAUGAAGGAGUAUACGAAUGUGGAAUGUGGGUUUUCCGGGGUAAAACCACAGACAGCACAAACAUGAGCUACACGCCGUAUUUUGACAAGAAUAUUAAAGAAUUGAGAUAUCCCAUCCCCUUAACCAUUUUCAGCAAGGAAUGGCAGAACUCGGCGAUUAGUCAUCACGUAAGGAAGAAAGUGAAGUCGGAUGACAAAUUAGAAUCUUACACCGGCUUACCUUAUCCAGAUGAAUUACUUCAAAGUUAUGGUGAAUGGAGUUUCCACUACAUAGGCUUUGUAGCGGCUUUGAGGGCGGUUGGAAUGAUACAAUUUCCAAUGUGGGCUGAAGCACAUAAAAGAAACGUUGAAAGAAUAGUCUCAAAAUAUGGAUGGAUGACGGCUUUGAAAUACAAUAUAACGAUAAGAUCAAAUGCAUUCAUAAAUAGGGUAGUAGUAGGAGGAAAGGUUGCUCCUCCAGAUAUUCCAGGAUACAAUGCCUUUUUAGUAGAAGAAUGUUUUGAUGAAGCCAGAGUGAGAGGGGAACUUUGCGGUUUAGAAAACCCCUACAGGAAAGGCGGAGAAAGAGAGGGUUGGGAUGCAGCAAACGGCAAACCACCAGAGAAGAAAAUCUUUGAUAAACAAUUUCAAAACAAAGCAAAAUUUAAUCAAGCUUUGACUAAUGCUAGCGGAUCAGGAGAAGCUAAAGCAAAGAAUAAGUUCAAGCCAGGGUAUCAAGGUAAUCCAAAUAAUUUCGAUCCAAACUAUGCUGAGAAAAAGGCAGCGGCGAAUGCUGCAAAAACUGCAGCAAAUAAAAAGUAG
Molecule: messenger RNA, 1605 nt
Organism: Melampsora larici-populina 98AG31
Lineage: Eukaryota; Fungi; Basidiomycota; Pucciniomycetes; Pucciniales; Melampsoraceae
Exons: 5
Coding region: 1-1605 (534 amino acids)
Source: RefSeq, a predicted model, not a curated record